Messenger RNA from Pelobates fuscus (common spadefoot toad), 1902 nucleotides. Its product is annotated as zinc finger protein 474-like. The record is from RefSeq and is a predicted model, not a curated record. The coding region runs from base 402 to 1757 and encodes 451 amino acids. The transcript has 4 exons. NCBI's taxonomy places the organism in Eukaryota, Metazoa, Chordata, Amphibia, Anura, Pelobatidae.
GUUGCUGGGUUACAAGACGGUAUCAUUGCAUUAUAGUUUCCGUAGCAACCUGAAAACUAAAGCAUAUUCCCCUGUAGCAGGCAAAGGAGUUCACUGGCUGUUUUUGACUAUACCAGACAGAAAACGUUACUGCUUAUGGGCAAAGCUAUACCAUGGAAUGCAGAAGAAAGAAAUCAAAGUAUGAAGUUUAAAUGAAAGAAACGUUUUUUGAGCAAUUACAGUUCUCUAAAGCUGAAAACAGAAAACAAUGGAAAAUACUUAUUCUUGCAGUAACUUAUGAUAAAUUGUUCAAAGUAAAAGGACAUUUCAAACUGUAAUAUAAACACAGGAACAAAAAAAAAAAAAAAGAAAAACUGAGAAAAAAAACCCUGAAAAUAGUCUAGUGCGGGUUUACACUUUUAAUGUAUUCAAUGUCCAAAAGUGAAUGCCAAAGUGAGAGUGUAAAGUUAGCUAAUGCGCCAAGCAGUUUCUCAUUUACACGUCAUCAAAGAACCAUUAGACCAGAGACGGCUAUCCUAGCAAAAAGAUCAACCUCAAAAAAUAUGUCCCAGGGUCAGCAAAACAGACCGGUUAUUCCUCCAAGAAGGCUAGCAUUUAAAGUGUGCUACAUUUGUGGAAGAGAAUUUGGGUCAAAAUCUAUUGCUAUUCAUGAGCCCAAGUGUCUUGAGAAAUGGCAGACAGAAAAUGAAAACUUACCAAAGCAUUUGAGAAGACCAGUCCCAACUAAACCUCAGACUUCUACUGAUGGGGCAGAUACCGAUGAUAAUGAAGCAGCCUGGCUUAGUUCCCAGGCACAACUUUUGCCCUGUGGGAACUGUGGUCGUACAUUCCUUCCGGAACGACUCAUUGUGCACCAAAAGGGUUGCAAACCAAACAGUAAGAACUUGGGCUCCUUAAACUCUACAGCUAGCAAGGCAUUAUCAAAUUCCAAAACGAUGACAGAAUCUACAGCAACUAGUGAAUCUUACAAUGCCAAGAGCUCUCACAGCUCAAUGCCAAAAACCUUAAUUUGCUACAUAUGUGGAAGGGAGUUUGGCACUAAAUCUCUCCCUAUACACGAACCAAAAUGUCUUGAGAAAUGGAGAAUGGAGAAUGACAAGUUACCUAAAGGACAAAGGAGACCUAUGCCUCAGAAGCCUCAGCUUGAAACCUCUAGAGGAAGAAGCCAAAAAGAGCAAAAUGAAGCAGCGUGGCAGAGUUUUAAGGGCCAGCUAUUAGUAUGCUCUAAUUGUGGUCGGUCAUUUGCAAGUGACAGACUUGUAGUCCACCAGAGGAGCUGCAAGACUAAAGCCACAAGUUCAAAUAUCAAAAAUUUAAGUACAAAUAAACAAACACAAAAUAAGGAAACCCUGGAAAACACGACAGAUAAGACCCCGGUGGUAAAACAGCCUCCAACUGUUGUCUGCUACAUCUGCGGACGUGAAUUUGGCACUAAAUCUAUCAGUAUCCACGAGCCUCAGUGCUUAAAAAAAUGGCAUCUGGAGAAUGAAAAAUUACCCAAGAAUUUACAACGACCUGAACCUAAAAAGCCAGAGGUUAGACCAAUUGGAGCUAAAGGUUCGUAUGAUGUUGGUGCUUUAAAUGAGGCUGCCUGGCAGAGUGCCCAGAACCAGUUGCUUCCAUGUGAAAUUUGUGGACGUACAUUCCUGCCAGACAGACUCCUCGUUCACCAGCGGUCCUGUAAACCGAAAAAAACCAAAGUAGCCAGAGUCACAGCCCUGCAUGAUAAUGUCAUAAAGUCACCAAGGGAACAAUAAAGUCUCUGGUUUGUAAGCAUGGCUUAAGGAUAACAUGUGAUAUGUUGAGAUUACAUAUGCAGACAUUUGGUCACCAUUUAACUGGUGCAAAGAAUUUGUAUUGUGUUGUGAUGUUUAUGUAAGUGUUAAAAUCACUAUUACUUUA